Molecule: messenger RNA, 1773 nt
Organism: Parascedosporium putredinis
Lineage: Eukaryota; Fungi; Ascomycota; Sordariomycetes; Microascales; Microascaceae
Source: the annotation of a GenBank genome assembly
AUGGCUGAUAAGGAGGCAAUCGUCUUCAUCGUCGACCUCGGGUCGACCAUGACUGAGUGCAACAGCGGCCGGACCGAAACGGAUCUCGAUUGGAGCAUGCGGUUUGUCUGGGACAAGAUUUCGCACAUUGUUUCCCUCAAUCGCAAGGGACUAUGUGUAGGUGUCGUUGGCUUACGAACGGAAGAGUCUAACAACUUCAUGGGAGAAGACGAAGGGUAUGAGCACAUCUCGGUUCUUCAAGGUCUCGGGCCUAUGGACAUGUCAUCAUUGAAGGAUCUCCAGAAGAAGGUCAAACCCAGUAGCGAGUCCAUGGGCGACGCUCUCUCCGCUGUAGCGAUUGCCACGCAUAUGAUUACUCAAUUCACCAAAAAGUUGAAGUAUAACCGCCAGAUCUACCUUAUUACGGACGGACUCGGCCCCAUUGACGUGGACGACAAUGACCUCAAAGAUAUCUCUGCCGAGUUGAAUGACAAUGGUAUAAGCCUAGUUGUGCUUGGCGUUGAUUUCGACGACGCCGACUAUGGUGUCAAGGAAGAGGAUAAGCCUAAAAUCAAGGCGAAAAACGAAAAGGUGCUGCAUCGCUUCGUGGAGAUGUGCGGGAAGGGCACAUUUGGCACAAUCGCCGAAGCCAUUGAUGAGCUGGAUAUCCCUGUUGUCAAGCUCCCUCGGCCCUACAAAUCGUACGAGGGAACAUUGGCGCUUGGUGACCCCGAAGGUGGCCAGGCCGCGGUCGUGAUUGGGGUUGAGAGGUAUUACAAGACGCACAAAGCUACGCCGAUUUCAGCCAGCACGGUCGUGUUCAAAUCGGAGACGGGCGAGUCGGAGACCAUGGAUGGCGUUGAGUUUGGCGCCGUCAAGCAGGCGCGGACGUACAAGGUCAACGACCCGGGCGCUCCUGGUGGUAAGAAGGAUGUUGAAUUCGAGUCCUUGGCGAAGGGCUACGAGUACGGAAGGACGGCUGUGCAUAUCAGCGAAUCCGAGCACAACAUCACCAAACUCGAAACGACCAAGGAUUUCAGUUUUCUUGGCUUCCUUGAGCAGGAAAAUGUACCGUUACGAGCCGGUAAUCAACAUGGGCGAGUGCAAUGUGAUCUACCCCAAAAGUUUGAUACGGAAGCCCAAAUCGCCUUGUCUUCCCUAGUUCAAGCCAUGCACAAAGCCAAGGCGUACGCGGUGGCGCGCCUCAUCGUCAAGGAUGGGAAGGAACCGCUACUCGUGCUCUUAGCCCCGGACAUCGAGAACAAUUGUCUUUACGACGUUCCCCUACCGUUUGCCGAGGACGCUUCUCCCGGGAAAGACCUCGAGCAAGCGAUGGGCGAUUACGUCGACGCUAUGGAUUUGAGCACAUAUGCCGAGGAUGAAGAAGGAAAUCCCGUGGAAUUUAUGGCGAUUGACGAGCCCUUCAACCCCUUAAUUCACCGGAUCAAACACGCCGUAAAGGAGCGUGCGAUUCACCCGGAUGCCCCCGUUCCACCCAUCCCCAAGGCCAAGGGCAGGAGGCAAAAGGAGGCGGUGAAACCCCUCUCCGGCCUCGACGUCGACGCUCUCCUCGACGCCGCCCCCGCCCCCGGCGACGCCUCCGAAGGGUCCGACAGAAAACCCAUCUCCGCGUCCAACGCCAUCCCCGACUUCCGCCGCGCGCUGGAUUCCGCAGACCAGAUGCGCCAUAUCGAAGACGCGUCGAAGCAGAUGGGGAGAUUAUUCGCGAGUUCAUCUCUACCGACUUUGGCGGCAACAAAGAGGAUCGCGUGCUUGAGCACCUCGGGGCCAUGA